Gossypium raimondii (Peruvian cotton) is the source of this 1263-nucleotide messenger RNA. Its product is annotated as cullin-1. The transcript has 6 exons. Gene Ontology annotation, biological process: protein ubiquitination; ubiquitin-dependent protein catabolic process. The coding region runs from base 255 to 983 and encodes 242 amino acids. Gene Ontology annotation, cellular component: cullin-RING ubiquitin ligase complex. The record is from RefSeq and is a predicted model, not a curated record. Gene Ontology annotation, molecular function: ubiquitin protein ligase binding. NCBI's taxonomy places the organism in Eukaryota, Viridiplantae, Streptophyta, Magnoliopsida, Malvales, Malvaceae.
UCUCAGUUUGGUUCCCUUAAAAACCAUGGCGGGUACCGAAGAUCAUCAUCAACAGUGCAUCAUGGAGGUUGAACAAGGAUGGGCUGUGCUUCAACAUGGAAUUAACAAAUUGAUUAACAUCAUAGAAGGCAAUGAUGAUGAUAAAAAAAGUCCAUCGUUUUUCAUCUGAAGAGUACAUGCGUAUGUACUCGUAUCCUUUUUCUUUAAUUUAAGGUUUUGUUUUUCAUUGAAAUUCGAACCAAAUCUCUAAAGAGAUGGGUUUUCCUUACCUAAUGGCUAGAAUUGUAUUUGAAUUGUGUAAGCCAAACCGGAGAGGCGGAAAUUCUGAGGUAUUAUAUGACAAGUACCACAAUUUUCUCAAACACUACAUCACUAGCAAGGUUUGGCCAUCAUUGCAAGGGAAAAAAGAUGAAGCUUUGGUGAAAGAAAUAGAGCAAAGAUGGUCAAAUCACAAAGUUAUGACCAGAUGGAUUACUAGAUUCUUUCGCUUUUUGGAUAGAUACUUUGUUCCUUGCAGGAAGCUUCCUCCACUAGAACAAUCUACUCUUUUAGCUUUCUACAAUUUGGUAUUUGGGGAAUUCAAUCAUGAAAUCAAAGAUGCUGUAUUGUCCCUGAUUGAUCGAGAGCGUGAAGGUGAAGGUAUCGAUCAAGCUCUGAUAAGGAACAUUGUGGGUAUCUAUGUAGAUGUUGGGCAAGGCUCUAUGAAAUACUAUGAACAAGACUUUGAAGGUGACAUGUUUAAAGCUACUGCUUCAUUUUAUUCCACCAAGGCAUCUAAAUGGUUAAAAACUGAAUCUUACAAGGAUUACAUGCUUAAGGUUGAAUGUUGCUUGAAACAUGAAAGAGACACAGUUUGUUGUUAUCUGCAGAGCACAAGCCAUAAGAAGUUACUCGAGAUUGUUGAAUAUGAAUUGAUGUCUGUUCAUGAAAGUGAAUUGAAAGAGAAGAAACAGACUGAUGAAUCUGAUCCAUGCAUUGGAUGAUGAGAACAAACACGAUACAUGGAAAUGCAGAUGUUUCUAUAUGAUUGAAACUUGCUGCUCCUCAAGCAACAAUAAAGAUAGACAAGAACCUUCCAAUAGAAAUUUUGAAAUAAAUUAUAAACAGAACAGAGAACUGUUAUUGGGAUAUCAGUGUUCCAACCUCUUCAAAAUGGUUGCCUAAAGAUUUCUAAACUCUAUAUAUACUUUGUUUUCCUCCUGCCCCAAAGCAAUGGAGCGAAAAAAAUUAUAGUACUAUAUGGAACUAAUAUCUUACAUGGAA